AUGUUGAGACAGAUCAAACCCAAGAACGCUCGCAGCAAGCGCGCCCUCGACAAGAAAGCGCCCCAGUUGCACGAAAACCCCAAAAUGACCUUGUUCCUCCGCUACACUUCCUGCUCCGAGAUUGUCCAACUCUGCAUGGGCGACUUGCACUCUCUAAAACGUCCCCUGGCCCAAAAGUUCACCAAGAAAAACGACAUUCACCCAUUCGAAGACCCGUCAUCGCUGGAAUUUUUCGCCGAGAAGAAUGAUUGUUCGCUCAUGGUGUUUGGCUCGCAUAGCAAGAAACGACCCCACACUGUCACGUUUGUGCGCUUUUUCGAUUACAAAGUCUUGGAAAUGUUGGAGUUGCAUGUGGAUCCAGAGACUUUCCGCACCAUUUCGCAGUUCAAGAGUGAUAAGGCUAGAGUGGGCUUGAAGCCUUUGGUGUCGUUUUCGGGCACUGCUUUUGAUUCGCCUGUUGCCAACACAUACACCUUGGCCAAGAGUUUGCUUCUGGACUUCUUCAAGGGCGAAGAUACGAAUAAUGUCGAUGUGGAGGGUUUGCAGUACAUGGUGCAUAUCUCUGCAGCCGAAGAGGAGGAUGCUCAACCCGCUCCCAAGAUUUGUCUGCGCACAUACAUGAUUUCUACAAAGAAGAGUGGGCAAUCUUUGCCUCGUGUGGAAGUCGAGGAGAUGGGUCCCAGAGUGGAUUUCCGCAUUGGCAGAGUCAAGGAGGCGGAUGUGGAUAUGAUGAAGGCUGCUAUGAAGAAGCCCAAGGGUCUUGAGGCAAAGACAAAGAAGAACAUCGAGACAGACAUUAUCGGCGACAAGGUCGGCCGCAUCCAUCUCGGCAAGCAAGACCUCAACGACAUGCAAACAAGAAAGAUGAAGGGUCUCAAGAGAAGCAGAGACGACGACACCGAAGGCGGUCCUGUUGUUUCCGACGACGAAGGCGAGGAUUUCGAUGCCGAUGGUGGUGUCGAGAUCAAGAAGAUCCGUGUCUAA
Molecule: messenger RNA, 984 nt
Organism: Aureobasidium melanogenum CBS 110374
Lineage: Eukaryota; Fungi; Ascomycota; Dothideomycetes; Dothideales; Saccotheciaceae
Product: Brix-domain-containing protein
Exons: 3
Coding region: 1-984 (327 amino acids)
Biological process (GO): maturation of LSU-rRNA from tricistronic rRNA transcript (SSU-rRNA, 5.8S rRNA, LSU-rRNA); ribosomal large subunit assembly
Cellular component (GO): nucleolus
Molecular function (GO): rRNA binding
Source: RefSeq, a predicted model, not a curated record